Linum tenue is the source of this 609-nucleotide messenger RNA. NCBI's taxonomy places the organism in Eukaryota, Viridiplantae, Streptophyta, Magnoliopsida, Malpighiales, Linaceae. The record is from the annotation of a GenBank genome assembly.
AUGGCUUCCGAUUCCUCCUCUCCACCUCCGCCGACCUCAUACGGCUACGAUUCCUUCAUAACCCCUGCACCGAGCACGUUCCUCUCACGCGCCGCCGCCAGCUCCACCUCCCUCUACGCCACCCGCCGUCCAUGGCGCGAGCUCGUCAGCCUCUCUUCUUUCGCCCGCCCUUUCUCCAUCGGAGAAGCCAUGGUCCGAAUCAAACGCAACCUCGCCUAUUUCCGCGUCAAUUACGCCAUGGCUGUCCUCUUCAUCCUCUUCGUCAGCCUCCUCUGGCACCCUUUCUCCAUGAUCGUCUUCCUAAUCGUCUUCGUCGCCUGGCUCUUCCUCUUCUUCCUCCGCGACGAGCCCCUGGUGCUCCUCCGCCGCACCGUCGACGAUCGCAUCGUGCUCGGCCUGCUCGCCGUCGUCACCGUCGUCGCCUUGAUCUUUACCGGGGUGUGGCUGAACGUGUUGGUCUCCGUGUUGAUUGGACUCGCGAUUGUCCUGUUGCACGCCGCGUUUAGAGGGACGGAGGAUUUGUAUGUGGACGAGGUAGACGCCGGUGGGGGUGGGCUGCUCUCAUUCGUCGGCGGGAGCCCUACCAAAACUGGUUACUCUCCCAUUUGA